CGCAGCCGCGGGAGCUGCACUCUCACCGAGACCCAGACGGCUGCAGAAGCCUGGACAACCUCGGGUGUGACGGCACCAUGAACAGCUCCGGCGGCCCCAGGGCCGAGAACGCGAGCCAGGUGGAUGGCGGGGACGGCUGGCAGCCCGAGGCGGUCAUCGUACCGCUGCUCUUCGCGCUCAUCUUCCUCGUGGGCACCGUGGGCAACGCGCUAGUGCUGGCGGUGCUGCUGCGCGGCGGCCAGGCAGUCAGCACCACCAACCUGUUCAUCCUCAACCUGGGCGUGGCCGACCUGUGUUUCAUCUUGUGCUGCGUGCCCUUUCAGGCCACCAUCUACACCCUGGAUGGCUGGGUGUUCGGCUCCCUGCUCUGCAAGGCCGUGCACUUCCUCAUCUUCCUCACUAUGCACGCCAGCAGCUUCACGCUGGCCGCUGUCUCCUUGGACAGGUAUCUGGCCAUCCGCUACCCGCUGCACUCCCGGGAGCUGCGCACUCCUCGAAACGCGCUGGCAGCUAUCGCGCUCAUCUGGGGACUGUCGCUGCUCUUCUCCGGGCCCUACCUGAGCUACUACCGCCAGUCGCAGCUGGCUAACCUGACCGUGUGCCACCCAGCGUGGAGCGCGCCUCGCCGCCGCGCCAUGGACCUCUGCACCUUCGUCUUCAGCUACCUGCUGCCGGUGCUGGUCCUGAGCCUGACCUACGCGCGCACCCUGAGCUACCUUUGGCGCGCUGUCGACCCGGUGGCCGCAGGCUCAGGUGGUAGGCGCGCGAAGCGCAAGGUGACGCGCAUGAUCCUCAUCGUGGCUGCGCUCUUCUGCCUCUGCUGGAUGCCGCACCACGCGCUCAUCCUCUGCGUGUGGUUCGGCCGCUUUCCGCUCACGCGCGCCACUUACGCGCUGCGAAUCCUCUCGCACCUGGUCUCCUACGCCAACUCCUGCGUCAACCCCAUCGUUUACGCGCUGGUGUCCAAGCACUUCCGCAAGGGCUUCCGCAAGAUCUGCGCUGGCCUGCUGGGCCGCGUCCCGCGCCGAGCCUCGGGCCGUGUGUGCGUUGCCGUGCCGGGCAACGUGCUGGAGCACGAGUCCACCGACCUGACGCACGUGAGCGAGGCGGCCGGGCCGCCAGCCCCUGUCUCAGCGUUCCCCAGCCAUACACCCCUGAGCCCGGUCCCUGGCCCUUCUUGGAGGGACCAAAAGGCAGGCGACAGCAUCCUGACAGUUAACGUGACCUGAAGGCACUUAGCUUGGAUGUUUAAAGAGCUGGAGUCAUUGGUCGGGGAUCGCGGGGGAGAGUUUUGUCUGUUAAUAAAGCGAACAGCCCUUUCACUUGCAGUGA
Messenger RNA from Otolemur garnettii (small-eared galago), 1332 nucleotides. RefSeq names its product galanin receptor 2 (gene GALR2). The transcript has 2 exons. Gene Ontology annotation, cellular component: membrane. Gene Ontology annotation, molecular function: galanin receptor activity. Lineage: Eukaryota; Metazoa; Chordata; Mammalia; Primates; Galagidae. The coding region runs from base 78 to 1229 and encodes 383 amino acids. Gene Ontology annotation, biological process: adenylate cyclase-modulating G protein-coupled receptor signaling pathway; positive regulation of cytosolic calcium ion concentration; neuropeptide signaling pathway. The record is from RefSeq and is a predicted model, not a curated record.